GCUCUGAGCUGUCAGCACAGAGCCUGAUACGGGGCUCGAACCCACGGACCGUGAGAUCAUGACCUGAGCUGAAGUCAGGCGCUCAACCGACUGAGCCACCCAGGCGCCCCUAAAAUACAACACUUUGGUUUUUGUGUUCAUGAAGUAAGCAAAAAAGUGAAAUAAAGAGCCACCUGGAAUAAUUCACAUUUUUCUUUGUGUUUAGUAUGUGUGUGUGUGCGGGUACGUGCACAUAAGGUGUAAUUUACUUGCAAGUUACUCUGAGUUUCUCCUUUAUUUUCCAGGAACGUCUUGAAGACAGUUGCAUUGGGUCAGAUGUUGUCCUUGUGUAUAUGCGGGACGGCCAUUACCAGCCAGUACCUGGCAGAAAUAUACAGAGUCAACACGCCCAUGCUUCAGAGCUUUAUCAACUAUUGCCUGCUGCUUCUGUUUUAUACGGUGAUGCUGGCAUUCCAGUCAGGUAGUGAUAACCUUCUGCACAUCUUGAAGAGAAAAUGGUGGAAGUACGUCCUGCUUGGACUAGCGGACGUGGAAGCCAAUUACCUGAUUGUCAGAGCGUACCAGUAUACGACUCUAACCAGUGUCCAGCUUUUGGACUGCUUUGGGAUUCCUGUGUUGAUGGCGCUCUCGUGGUUUGUUCUUUAUGCAAGAUACAGAGUGAUCCACUUGAUUGCUGUAGCUGUCUGUCUGCUGGGCGUGGGGACGAUGGUCGGUGCUGACAUACUCGCAGGGAGAGAAGACAAUUCAGGUAGUGACGUGCUGAUUGGUGACAUCUUGGUCCUUCUUGGAGCUUCUCUCUAUGCUGUUUCUAAUGUGUGUGAAGAGUAUAUCGUGAAGAAGCUGAGCAGGCAGGAGUUUUUAGGAAUGGUGGGCCUAUUUGGAACCAUUAUCAGUGGCAUACAGCUAUCGAUCGUUGAAUGUAAGGAUAUUGCCAGCAUUCAGUGGGACUGGAAAAUCGUUUUCGGGGCUCUACCUCCUGUCCUUCACCGUCAUCAUGGUGGGGUUCGUCCUCUACUGCUCUACCCCCACGCGCACAGCCGAGCCGGCAGAGAGCAGCGUGCCGCCCAUCACCAGCAUCGGAAUCGACAACCUAGGACUGAAGCUCGAGGAGAACCUGCAGGAGACCCCCUCGGCCGCCUUGUAGCUGGACAAGAAGGGGCGCACACGCCUGAGGCUUCCUGGGAAGCCGGGAGCCGUCGCCGGGGGCAAGCAGAGCCCGCUGAGCACCGAGGGGACACUUGGAAAAUUGGUAGGUGGGGAGUGAGCCCCGUAGCAUUGGACUGGAUCCAGUGGUUAAAUUUUACAAAGGAAUACAAAAUAAUGUAUCAAAAGUAGAACUAUGAAAAUAGAACAGAAGACAGGGUGGCUUGGAUCGUGUCUCUGUUUGAGAACCAAUACCUGUUAGUGUCAGGGAGACAAGCUGUGUCCCCGUACUGGGGUCUCGGAGGCACAGGUGGGAGAGCAUUGCGGGGAGACAACCAGGCACGAUCCAGCCUCAGGACAGGGCCUGAAAGUGGGCUGUCCAGCGGGGCUGGGCAGUCAGAAGUUGGGGGAGUCGGUGUGGUUUGGGGUAGGUUUCCACAGUUAGAGGCUUCUGGGUUUUGUCUCGCUGAGACAGUCGUUGUCCACAAGCCUUGUGGCCUUUAUACCACAGUGAGGUCUGGUGAUUGCAUAUGGCGGCAUGGGUGGGGUAGCCCUUGAGAAAUCCCGAGAUACAAGUGUGAGUAUCGUAGAUGUAGGAAAGAAGGGUCCAUACAGUAGACUGAGGAACCCUCUCUCUGUUGUUCAAAGAGGGUGCCACACUACUUCUCACCAAGUGUUUGUAACGUGCCAUGAGACAUCAUCUAUCACUAUGCCACUUUACAAAGACUGUGUAUGUAAACUUUUUUCUAAUGUAAUAAAGAAAUUGAGGGUAAAUGUUCAUGUUAUUAAAAGAUUUUGAUGUCAUGGAAA
Molecule: messenger RNA, 1953 nt
Organism: Panthera uncia (snow leopard)
Lineage: Eukaryota; Metazoa; Chordata; Mammalia; Carnivora; Felidae
Gene: SLC35F2
Product: solute carrier family 35 member F2
Exons: 6
Coding region: 316-1335 (339 amino acids)
Biological process (GO): transmembrane transport
Cellular component (GO): membrane
Molecular function (GO): transmembrane transporter activity
Source: RefSeq, a predicted model, not a curated record